AUGAGUGCCCUGCGGCUCACGGGCUGUGCGUUUCCAGUGCCGGGCCCGCAGGGGACCGUCAACCUUGGCACCUUCGUGUCAUCUUUCACAGUGCUGCCGUCAGCCACUCCCGUCCUCGGCCCGCCACACUGGGCCCCCUGGCAGCAGCACCCACCGAACGUCCUGGGCCCAGUGUUGCCCCCAGGAAGCACCCUGGUGCUGCCGACUCUUCCCAGCACGCCGUUGGUGGCAGCACAGGCCAGCUGUGGCCCAGGCUGGCCCGGGGCCUGCAACGUCACUGUGCACGUCUGGCCGGAACAGAGGCCCGUGCAGGCUCCCCAGCCUCAGACCUUUGUCGUGACUCAGGCCCCUCUCCAUGGGAGCACUCCUGGGGCCCUCUGUGGGGGUGCUGUGUGUCCUGUGCCCCAGUUCCUGGUGGCCUCGGGAGUGAAGACCAUCCUGCACGCCCCUCCUGCCUGGAGCACCCAGGCUAGCGAUGAAGGCUGGUCCCUGCACCGUCCACCUCGAGCUGCAGUGCCAGCUGCCCAGCUGGCCUCUGGCGGGCUCCCAGCAUUGGCCAGUCCUCGUCCACCUGGGGCCGCUAGGAACAGCGGCCCGGCCUGCUCGCAGCCCACCGCCUCGCCCGGGAACGCCUGCCACCGCACCAGCGUGAACGAAAAGUUCCGGCGCUGGCAGCACUGCAAGCCCCUGGCCCGCAGGCACCUGCCCCAGAGUCCCGAUGCGGAGGCACUGUCCUGCUUCCUCAUCCCAGUGCUUCGGACCCUGGCCCGCCGGAACCCCACCAUGACCCGGGAGGAGGUCCUGCAGCGGGGCGUGCAGAAGUGGCAUUGUCUAAGCAAGUCAGAGCGCAGCAUCUACUAUGUGAUGGGGGGAAGGUUCAUGGAGUUCGAGGCCGAGGAGGCGAGGCAAUGUCAGAACGCACAGUGGAUGAAGGCGGCGCAGGGCGUGCCUCAUCCAGCACCCCUCAGGCCUGUUCCUCGGGCGCCCUCAGCCCCAGAGCGGGGCCAGAAGCGAGCUGGCCAUGACCCCCCACGGGAAUGUCCCCGAGCUCCGUCCUCCCUGAGCACGCUCAGUGCUGGGAAGGUGCGGCCAGCCUACCCACACUCCUUCCCUGCACCCUCCUCAGCACGCAUCCGCGAGAAGGCCAGCGCCGGGGCCCAGUCCGCCAACGCCCAGCCACCGCGAUGCCGGCAGAGCCCGCACACCGAGGCGCCGACGGAGAUCCCCCUCGAGGCCGUGGCAGAGGGCCUGGAGAUCAUGGAGGGGCUGCUGGGGCCCAGCGGCCCAACUCAGGGGCUGCCCGGUGAAGAACGUGGGGAGGAUAGCUCCAAGCCGCCACAGGGAGAGGAGGGCGUCUAUCCAGACCCGGGUCUCCUGACCUACAUCAAUGAGCUUUGUGCCCAGGGAGACUUUCUCAACAAGGCGGACGCAGUUCUACACCCACGCUUCCUGGCGGAGUUGCCCUGCCCGGAAGCCCAGCUGGAUCUCUUGGCCCUCGCUGAGGAGCUGGAGCAGGAGGAAGGACUGUCUUUGGCACAGCUGGAGCAGAAGCGACUCCUGGAACUGAAGCAGGAGGAGGGUGUGCAGGCCCCCGCGAGUCACGGCACACCCCGACUGGACUCAAGGCCUUCUGGGUCUGAGGCCGGCCAGGAUCCCCAGAGGCACGGCCACGGCCCCCAGCUAGGGGCCAGCGACCAAGCCUGCCCACCAGAGUCUGGUUGCGGGCAGCGCCAGGCGCACAGCCGAGGAGACGCUGGCGUGUGGAGGCCCGAAGCCUUCGCUGCCUCUCCAGGACGCCAGGAGCCCCCUCCCCUGAAGGCUGGCUGGCGGCUCCAUGUCCCCCAGGCUCGGUGCCGCACUUCGCCCAGCCUGGGGCCCAGGCUCGCCACUGCUCCGGGAGAGACCUGUCCUGCUCGGGAGCCCCUGGGGCCCACGGGCAGGCCCAGUGAGGGCGAGGAGGAGCUCCCCAGCCUGGCCUUCCUCCUGGCAUCUCAGCACACACUGCCAUCCUGGGGACUGCCCCAGAGUCCUACUCCAGGCUCAGACCUCCUCCGCCCUGGAGUACCCCAGGCCCGCUCUCCCCAGAAGCCGGGCCUCAGCCCCGCUGGCCCUCCAGCUGGCAAGGCCAGCAGUCGGGCCCCGUGUGCAGGCCCAGCCCCUGCUGGGAAGACACCCCUGCCAGGGGCCAGCCUCGGGGUCGCUGGGGGACCAGCCUUGGCUCUGGGGCUGGGCUGCCCCUCACAGCCCCGGAAGAGAAGGGGGGACCCUUUCGGCACAGGGAAGGGUAUGAAGGGGCCCUGCAGCCAGUAG
Molecule: messenger RNA, 2310 nt
Organism: Manis pentadactyla (Chinese pangolin)
Lineage: Eukaryota; Metazoa; Chordata; Mammalia; Pholidota; Manidae
Product: NUT family member 2G-like
Exons: 7
Coding region: 1-2310 (769 amino acids)
Source: RefSeq, a predicted model, not a curated record